GUGCUGAAACAUUUGGGGGCUGACAGCUAAAGUGAGUUGCAUGAGAGCAUACGAAGAACAGAGCCGGAUAAAGUGGAGCAGUUCGUUUAGUUAAGAGGACAAAAAAAAUAAACAGGAAGAAUCUGGACAGUCUCUUCUUUCUGAUCCUCCCUCCCUCCCUCCUCUGUUACAUAACAGGAGGGUCGUUUGCUCGCCUGCACUCUUUCACAGGAGUGGUCAUCUUCUCCUCUCUGGCUUCGGUCUUUUACUGCAUGCUAUAAUGAGUCUGAGGACCAUCGUUGUUCUGGCUGUGUUAACUGGGGUAACUGGGAGCCCCAGUGUGACGAUCCGACCUGAGGCUGACCCGGCGGCCUUGUCGGCUCAUCCCAACAGCGUCCCAGAGACGGUGGAGCAAACGAAGGUCUUUGGACAGCAAGAAGUGUUGGUAGAAGAGGAAGUUGAGGAGGAUGUGAUGGCGACUGGAGAGCUGAACCCCAGUCACUACCCUGCUCAGAGGGCGGCCAAAGUGGUUCAACACUACCUCAACAACCGCUACGGCUCUCCAUACCGGCUGUUCGGACUGCAGAGUGUCCACAGCGGCAACGCAGAGAAUGUGACAGACUCUGAAAGAAAGUAUCAGCUGGAGAUCUCAGUGCAGGAGAUAAUCAGCAACACUUCGGAGAAAUGCUCCGCAGAGGUUCUCUUUGCGAGUGCAGGACGGCAGGGCUCAGCCCGGGUCCAGGUCUCUUGCGAGGAGCUCUUGAAAAUCAACACGUCAGCUCAAGAAGAAGCUUUUUACCAACAGUAUAAGAUGAACCAAAGCCUGCUGUCAGCAGAAACUCUACCUGACAGUUACGGUCACAUUGAACCCGACAUGAGGCCUCUCUGGCAUCUGGGCACUGUGGCCUCCAGCUUCAUCAUGCUGAACGAAUCGACUGAAAACACUCUGUACAACAUGGCUCAGGUGGCCAACAUCACACAGCUGCCGACUGAGAACGACCAGCUGAAGUUUGAUUGUCACAUACUGCUGCAUGAAAUGGUGUCCCAGGAAAUCAUUCACUGGAAACUGCAGUUCACUUGGACUCCUGCAGGGGGAGUUAAAGUGCUGCAGAUGGAACAGCUGCCACACUGCCAAGAUUGUGAAAAACCACCAAACACAAAGUAAACUGCUCACACUCAUCACGGCCAAAAGAACUUCCUGAUGCUCACAUCUUGUAUUCUUGUAUUUCGGAGCAUAAAAAUGUAUAUGAUGAUGCUUCAAGUACUAAACCAAGAUUUGCUGCUGAUGGUUGCAGCACAAACCUCGUACAAAAGAAACCAUCAAAAGUUUAAUAGAAUGCAUCAUAUCUUGGGAUGAUUUCAGUACACUGUGCUACUUUUGUAGUGGUUUUGGUUACUGUUGUAUUUUAGCAGAAAUAAAGUGUCUGUAUUGCCUCA
Messenger RNA from Scatophagus argus, 1416 nucleotides. RefSeq names its product latexin (gene lxn). The transcript is spliced from 7 exons. Gene Ontology annotation, molecular function: metalloendopeptidase inhibitor activity. Lineage: Eukaryota; Metazoa; Chordata; Actinopteri; Scatophagidae. The record is from RefSeq and is a predicted model, not a curated record. The coding region runs from base 260 to 1144 and encodes 294 amino acids.